AUGACAUGUAUAGACAAUUUGCAUUACAACGAGUUGCUCUUCUGUACACUGAGUGACUCCUCAUCUGUAACGUUACCCCAAUCCAUGAGAUGUGAUCCAAAACUGUUCAAAGAUGAAGUAGAUAUAAAAUUCAGCAAAUCAUUGAAUUCAUGUAAAGUUCCGCAAAUUCGACACGCGUCGGUUGAUAAAUUACUCGAACGGUUAACCGACCUUCGGUUCUUAAGUAUCGAUUUCCUCAACACAUUCCUGCUGACGUAUCGAGUAUUCGCCACCGGAUCUAUGAUAGUGGAGGCUCUAAGAAACGUCUACCGGAAUCCGGAAUGCUGUAACCUCGAAUCUAUCCAUCAAACUUCCAGUGGGAAUGAUAGGAGUUGUAACGGAAGUAACAGACAAUCAUUCGACAACGACGACUCAACGGAUUCAAGCAGCGCUCUUGAAGACCAGCAGCAGCAGCAUCUGCAACAUCAUCAGCAGUAUCAACUACAUCACCCACAACAAUAUUAUGAUUGGUUUGCCCAACAACAACAACAGCAUCAACAACAACAACAACAGCAAACCGAUGAUCAACAACAACAACAUCGUGUUAGUAUUGUAUCGAACAAAUCGAGAAAAAUUAGCAUUCGAAGUGAAGGCGCCAAAAAGGGCGUCACAUUUGAAGAUGAAUAUUCAUCCAAAGUCGAUGGCAACUGUCAGCAGUUGUUGGCCGGUUUCAACCAUCAACACCACCACAUUGACGAUCAGGGUACAAAAAACCUUCCCAUCCCUGCCACGACAACUGUGACGUCAUAUUUGAUUCCGAAAGCUCCGAAACUCGCCCCGAUAGCAUCAUUUGAGACACUCUCCGAGAGUAUCGACCUGCAACCUGACGAUUAUCGCGAUGACGUCAUAUCCGCUCAAAAUCGAAAUGACCUUCUGAUGGUCCACAGCGUAUCGCAACAAUUCAAGAGCAAGCCGAGUGAGUUCAACGAUAUCUUGGAAGAAUCAUCGGAAGACCACAAAUUUGAUGACGAAGAUGAUGAUGUUGAUGAUGGGGAGGAUGAAGAAGAUAAUAAAGAAAGUGAUGAGCUAUCAAAGAGAAAGUUUACAAUGCUCAACAAACAACACUCUACCUCGUUGCAAGAAACGCUCCACGAAUGUCACCACAGAGAGCCGCUCAAUAUCAUCCAAUCGAAAAUGAUAUCACAACAACUUAACAUACCGAAUCAACCGGUACAAAAAAUAAAAGGAUCAUCAUCUUCAACUUUAGUACCAUCUCCUUCAAAUAACGGUUCUGUGUUUGUUCCCAUGAUAUCCAGUCGAGUAGCAGGUACACCGAAAUCGGCAAAACCUCAGCCAUUAACGCUGCCAUCUCUUCUUCAAAUAUCAACUUAUGAUGACGAUGUACUGGGUUUGAAGCCCAACAGAUCACCGGUUAUUGAGUACAACCCUGUCGUUACAAAAAGUACUUGUUUCGACGGACCCUUCAGUGACGAGAAGAGAGAUGAUUCGAUUCGAAACCGACUGAUCGGUAAGAAGAACAUGUUCCUAUCUCCGUUGUACGCCUCCAAGUCUCACCAUAUAAAAAACAACCAGUGCAGACUGUCAGCAUCCACCCAUCAACUUGCUUCUCUUGCAGUUCCUAAUGAAGAUGUCCACGGUUUCAAUGGUGGCCACAGAACUGGCGACAACGACUUCAACUACAACUAUCAGAUUAACGCGCUAGCACUUUCGCCGACUAUUUUUCCAAAAUAUAGUUUGUCAUCAGCAACUAAUGACUGCAUGCUACUUGCUGGAUUGAAGAGACGGCGUUCCACGUCACCAACAUCGUUCCCAUGGAGUGAUCAGAAGGAGAAUUUUACAGAUAACAUAAAGAUGGAAACUUCUUUGGACGCCAAAGAAGAAUCUCACGGCCAAUUUUUCAAAUCAUUCAAAAACCAGCUCUUAGAACUGACCAAUAUUAAACCUGGUACCGCAAAAGUAGAAAAUUUCAAGAAAGAAAAAAUCACAAUCGUUCAGGAAAAUGAAUUCAAAAAUUUAAAUGGAACAGACGAGGUGCAUCAACAAAAACAACAACAAAAACAACAACAAAAAUCAUCUGCAUUUUCUUUUUUUGACAAACUAAAUAGCUCAAAAAGCAAACAAAAAUUUCAAUUGUUUCAACGCAAAGAUAGCAGCGCUAGUGACGAUGGCGACAAAAACAACGCAGAUGCCACAGCAUCGACUACAAACCUCUGCAUGAAAAUUCCAGCUGAUAUUAAAGUCAGACGACACUCGGCUCUAAACAUUUCAGAGCCGUUUGAUAGGGUUAGGGCACCAAUUGAAAACGAACCUCCAGUUUUCAAGAAAUCUCACCAUCAUAAGAACGCUCACCAUUCAGCUAGACUCUCCGUAAGUGGACAAUCGAGAAAUUUUCCAGUUUUCAGAAAAUCUUCACGAUCGGAGAUAGCGUCUGCUACAACGACGGUCAGUUCAUCGUCUCACCUCCAAGUGACAGCACAUCCAAGAUCGGCUUCUGCGUCUGCAGCUUCCGGGGCUCUACGUAAGUCAUCGCACCGAAGUGGUAGUAGUCAGAGCAAGAGGGAAUCCAUGCCAAACAUGCCCUACCCCCAGCAGCAACAUCACCACCACUUGCAUCACCAGCAUGGCUACCACAGGCAAUCUGUAGGCGCCACCUCUCUCACGGGCACCAUACCUGCUCAUCACGCUUCGCUCUCCUACAAACCCAAGACAAGCAAAUACAGUUUAUACGAUCAAGAUCAGAUGCAAUGCUUGAGUCCACGUAGCAGUUGUGCCACAGUUUCUGAAUGUCUGGCCCCUGCCACCAGGGCCGGUAUUGUGGUGACGUCAUCAAGGGCUUCUAAGAGAAGGUUGUGUCAAAGGGUUAAAUUGUCUUUGUAA
This is a messenger RNA of Helobdella robusta, 2877 nucleotides long. RefSeq lists its product as hypothetical. The coding region runs from base 1 to 2877 and encodes 958 amino acids. The record is from RefSeq and is a predicted model, not a curated record. Lineage: Eukaryota; Metazoa; Annelida; Clitellata; Rhynchobdellida; Glossiphoniidae. The transcript is spliced from 8 exons.